AUGAACGGCGUGAUGCAUACGCUCGACGUCCACUCCGCGCCGCCCUCGUCGAUCCUCGCCCUCGACCACAUCCGCGGCGUCCUCCAGCGCCUCGAGGACACCAUCGUCUUCCAGCUCAUCGAGCGCGCACAGUUCGCCCGCAACCCUCGCUGCUACCUCCCCGGCGCCUUUGCCGAACUCAAGCAGCGCGAAAACUGGUCUGGUUCCUGGAUCCAGUGGUUCCUCAAGGAGACAGAGACUACCCACGCCAAGCUGAGACGAUUCGAGGCCCCCGACGAGUACCCCUUCACCUCGCCCGAGCUGCUGCCCAAGCCCGUCCUCGAGCCCGUCACCUAUCCUAAGCUCCUGUGGCCCCACAAGGUCAAUGUCAACGACAAGAUCCUCCAGUUCUACAUCGACGACAUCGUGCCCACCAUCACCCGCAACCUCGGCGAGGACGGCGACGACGGACACUAUGGCUCGUCGGCCAUCCGCGACUGCGAGGUGCUGUCGGCCAUGAGCCGCAGGAUUCAUUUCGGCAUGUUUGUGGCCGAGUCCAAGUUCCGUUCGGAGCCGGCGUCUUUUAUCCCGCACAUCCGCUCGCGCAACCGCGACGAGCUGGCCAACCUCAUCACCAAGCCGGCCGUCGAGGCGGCGCUGCUGGUGCGGCUGGGCAAAAAGGCCGAGGUCUACGGCCAGGACAUGAACCGGCCGGGCGCCACCGACGAGGAGCGGGAAAAGGAGCGCAAGAUUGAGGUCGAGGCUGUCGUGCGCAUCUACAAGAACUUCGUCAUUCCCCUCACGCGCGAUGUCGAGGUCGACUACCUGCUCACCAGGCUCGAUGGAGUGUCGGACGACGAGGUCAAGACGAUGCUAGAGACGAACCGCUACCCGGAGACGGACUGA
This is a messenger RNA of Pseudozyma flocculosa PF-1, 885 nucleotides long. RefSeq lists its product as uncharacterized. Gene Ontology annotation, biological process: aromatic amino acid biosynthetic process; chorismate metabolic process. Lineage: Eukaryota; Fungi; Basidiomycota; Ustilaginomycetes; Ustilaginales; Ustilaginaceae. Gene Ontology annotation, molecular function: chorismate mutase activity. The transcript has 7 exons. Gene Ontology annotation, cellular component: cytoplasm. The coding region runs from base 1 to 885 and encodes 294 amino acids. The record is from RefSeq and is a predicted model, not a curated record.